AUGCCGUCCCCCAGAAUAGCGGGGAGGAAGCGAGGGCGGCCCCCGCUCCAGCCCAAAGUGGCUGUUCACAACCUCUACUCGGCACCAGCUGGUGCUUUGCCGGUCGUGAAGAUCCCAAAGAAGAGAGGGAGAAAACCUGGGCAUAAGCUGAAGUCUCGUGUCCUGAUGACUCCCUUAGCCAUCUCGCCACCAAGAAGCACGCCAGAGCCGGAUAUUAGUUCGAUCCCCCAGGAUGCAGCUACGAUACCCAACUCAGCAACCCCACAGGCUCUCACAGUCUGCAUUUACGUCAACAAACAAGCAAAGCCGGGGCCGUACCUGGACGGAAGGAGAGUGCAGCAGCUGCCAGAGCACUUCGGGCCGGCGCGGCCGGCGGGCGUGUCAGCUUCUUUUGAGGGGAAGCAGCAUCUCCUGAGCCUGCUGGUAGUCAACAGCAUUGGGUAUGUCCUGCGCUUUCUGAAGAAGCUCUGUCGCAGCCUCUUGUGUGACAAUCUCUUCAGCAACCAGCCUUUCCAGCAGUACAGCGCCGUGUCGGAAAGCCCAGAGGUGUAUGAAAACAGACGGAUGGAGGCAGCAGAAACGGUCGUACCUGAGGACUACCUGGUUGAUCCUGCGAACAUGAAGCGGUACACCGUGGAUCCUGCCGAUUCUGCCUUCAGUUGCACGGGCUCCAUGUACACCAUGCGGCAGAGUCCUGCAGAUGAACGUCCUGUUGGAGGCUCCUCUUCCUCCUGUGGUCAUCACCCUGCCCAGAUGUCUUCAGGAGAGUCCUCGUCUACUGGCCUGCGGCAUCAGACCUCCAGCCCAAUGAGGAAUGGGACCUAUCUUGAAGGAAACAGAACCUCAAGUCCUUCACCAGAACGACAAGACGCUGCUCGGCCAUCAAGCAAGAAUCCUUUGACCUGGACGGUGGAUGAUGUGGUUUGGUUCGUGAAGGAUGCAGACCCUCAUGCUUUAGGUCCCCACGUGGAUCUCUUCAGAAAACACGAGAUUGAUGGCAAUGCUUUGCUGCUGCUGAAAAGUGACAUGAUCAUGAAAUACCUGGGGCUGAAACUGGGACCUGCGCUGAAACUGUGUUACCACAUUGAUAAGCUCAAGCAAGCCAAGUUCUAA
This is a messenger RNA of Tauraco erythrolophus (red-crested turaco), 1113 nucleotides long. Lineage: Eukaryota; Metazoa; Chordata; Aves; Musophagiformes; Musophagidae. The record is from RefSeq and is a predicted model, not a curated record.